AUGGAAACGAGCAUUGGCUUCCAGCCCUUCGAGGGCCAUUCCGGCAGUGUCACCGCUCUUGCCUACUCUCCGGACGGCUCAUUACUUGCUACCGGCUCUCUCGAUGGGACGAUACGGGUAUGGGAUGCAGGAACAGGUCAUCAAGUAGGCGAGGCGCUCCGAAAGCAUACAAGUGGGAUCAGCGCCGUUGCCUACUCCCCCGAUGGACAGCACUUGAUCAGCAGCUCGUACGACGGCACCCUCCGGAUGUGGGACACGGCGACGCAUCAGACGGUCCCGCGGCUGUUUACGAGGGAAACGCACGGGGGGAUUCUAUCUGUGCAGUACUCUCCGGACGGCGCACUCACCGCAAGCGGUGAUAGCGAUGGCAUUUUGUGUCUCUGGGAGGCCCUUACGGGCAAGUGCAUAGCGUUUUUGAACCACCCCGGCCGCAUCAACUCCGUCGCAUUCUCCCCUAGUGGUAAACGUGUCACUACUGGUUGUCAUGAUUGGCUCGUUCGAGUCUAUGAUGUACAGCAGGGGGAGCUCGUGUUUGAGCUCAUCGGACAUAGGGCCUUCGUUCGAAGCAUCCGAUAUUCACAUGAUGGGUCUCUUCUCGCCAGCGCUUCAAAUGACCACACCAUUCGACUUUGGGACGCCCAAACAGGCGAUCUGUUGAGGGUUCUCCGUGGACACAGACACUACGUCACCGGUAUCUCGUUCUCGUACGACAAUAAGCAGCUAGUUAGCUCUUCGGACGACGAGUCCAUACGGGUAUGGGACGCUCUGUCAGGCGAAUGCAUCGUAGGGCCGCUGUACGGGCAUGGUGGUCCAGUCACAACAGUGAUCUGCUCUCCAGACCGAAGGCAUUUUGCAUCCUGCGGCUCCGGUGAUGUGCGUGUCUGGAGGACGCAAGAUGGAGACCUCGUGAUACCACGACAUGCAGCAGCGGAGGAUACUACCAAAAUCGCCGAGAAAUACGAACUAAAGGCAUAUGGCUCUGUUAGAGCGGUAGCGUGGUUCUCAGACUGCCGACGCAUCGCGAGCGCAGGCGACGACUGCGUCGUUAGGAUCUGGGAUGCGGAGACAGGAACCGAGUCCGCAAACCCUCUCGUGCAGCAUGAAGAUGAAGUCAGCGGUCUAGACAUCUCAAGAAACGACACGCUUCUCGCCAGCGCCGGGAGCGAUGGGAUCAUCUGCAUAUGGGACCUCCAACGGGAAGAGCUGGCUUUGCAGCCUCUCCGUGGGCAUUCUGGAUCCGUCUUGGCUAUAAUCUUCACUCCAGACGGCAUGAGGAUAGCCAGUGCGGGAUAUGACAAAACGGUGCGCAUAUGGCAUGUGGACAGCGGUGAACCCCUGCACGUUUUUCAACUCGAAGAACAUAACCGGCACACAUGCUCGCUUAGCAUCUCCGUUGAUGGAUCCCGCCUAGCAAGUGGCCCGGAAUCUAACGACAGGACAGUCUCCAUCUGGGACCUCCUAACUAACAGACCUCUAAGCAGUCCUAUCUCUCUUGUCUACCAGCGCACGUUGACAUCUGUUUGCUUGUCCCCCGAUGGCUCACAGCUGCUGAGUGGAUCGAGCGACAAUGCGGCUUACUUAUGGAACAUCUCGCGCAGAGAGCAAGUUCACGUUCUCAGGCAUGAAAGUACCGUUCACCGUGUUGGAUUCGCAGCGGGCGGGCAGAAGAUCCUGACUGUAUCAGCUGACAGGAGGGUCCGCGUUUGGGAUGCCAGAGCAGGGACGCUUCUUCAGUCUCUUCAGCACGAUAGCUUUAUUGUUACAGCAGCAUUCUCUUCGGACGGAAGCCGGAUUGUGAGUGGAUCCGAAGACGGCGAACUAUACCUUUGGGAUGCGGAUUCUGGGCGGCUAUUACUGCCAAAGGUUGUGGAUUAG
This is a messenger RNA of Coniophora puteana RWD-64-598 SS2, 1875 nucleotides long. Its product is annotated as HET-R. The transcript is spliced from 3 exons. The record is from RefSeq and is a predicted model, not a curated record. NCBI's taxonomy places the organism in Eukaryota, Fungi, Basidiomycota, Agaricomycetes, Boletales, Coniophoraceae. Gene Ontology annotation, molecular function: protein binding. The coding region runs from base 1 to 1875 and encodes 624 amino acids.